Caenorhabditis angaria is the source of this 575-nucleotide messenger RNA. The record is from the annotation of a GenBank genome assembly. Lineage: Eukaryota; Metazoa; Nematoda; Chromadorea; Rhabditida; Rhabditidae.
AUGGAUACUGUGCAGGUGAAAAAUGAGCAGAUCGAUACAUCAAAUGAUGAUGAACUCGAAGAUGAAGAUGAAUGGGAAGAAAUGACGAUGCUUGUUACUGUAAAUGGAAUUUUGGAUGCUGAUUUGGUCCGAGAAGCUGUAAAAACAGAUACUGUAAAAUUGAGAUAUGCUGAAACGGAAAACCCAGUUCUACAGGUUUGUUUUUCAUUUUUCAUCUGGUCAGAAUCAGGAAAAAACAAAUUCUAAUUCUUUUAAUAGAAUUUGGCUCUAGAAAAAAUUAAAUAUAUUUUUUUGCAGUUGAGUAAUUCGUUGUAUACUGCAACAUGGACACGCGAUCUUGGAACAAAUAUUAUAAUUGAAAGUAGAUCUCCAGAUGAUUUUGAGGUAAUUUUUUUUUGAAUAAUCAAUUUUUAUUUAAUUUCUAGGUUAUAUCAUGUUCCUCGAAUAUACUUCAAGCAGAAAAAGCUCUUCUUACUUCAGUGAAAUCAGAUGAAACAUCUUCAUUAGCAGCUCCAGUUGAUGAAAUUCCAAAUUCAUCCAUCACUAGAUCGACUUUUCCAAAAACCAAGUUAUGA